Messenger RNA from Silurus meridionalis, 2325 nucleotides. It is a transcript of the gene tsc22d2, whose product is annotated as TSC22 domain family 2. Lineage: Eukaryota; Metazoa; Chordata; Actinopteri; Siluriformes; Siluridae. The record is from RefSeq and is a predicted model, not a curated record. The transcript has 3 exons. The coding region runs from base 740 to 2182 and encodes 480 amino acids. Gene Ontology annotation, biological process: regulation of transcription by RNA polymerase II.
GCACCGUGACUUCUGGCCAUCUUGUUGAGAGGUGGAAUUUUUUUUUCCUCCCUUCAGAAAUCUUGUGCUCGCUGAACUCCUCCGUGAGCCCUGAAUCACUUUCCCCCCUCACAGAGGUUUAGCGUCUCGCUGGCGUCUUUUUUUUUUAAAUAUAUAUAUAUUUUUUCUUAUGCUCGAAUUAGCACGAGCUCGAGUUAGGAGAAUGGGCUGGUCGUAGCCGCGGUGUGAACGCAAACCUUUUACAGAAGUGUUUGCUGUUUAGUUUCUUUUAUUUGAUUCGGGUAAGAUGCUAAAUGUGAGGCCGGGGGGAAGUGGGCCGCCAGCUCGCGCCUCGGACUAAAGUGGCAGCUGAAGCCCGGGAGAGGCGUUACCCGACUCGGCCUGGUGUACACCGCGGACCCGGGACGGAGGCCGAUUCUCUCCGGUAAAAAAAAUACAAAAUAACAACAGCAACAAAAACACAGUCGGUUUUAACAAUGUGGAUCGUAGACUAUUUUAAUGGCCAUCUCUUGGUUUGAUCGAUCGUCAGGAGCGCAACAGGACAGAAGAGGAAGAGCGAUGACGUAUAAUCGUUUGGGUUAAAAGCCUUCAAAACUGAUUUUUGAUCCAACGCCACGUUUUUCUUUUCUCUUUCCCCUCCGAGUCGUGUUUUUUUCCCCCUCCUCUCCUCUUUAUUUUAAAAGGAGGGGGUGCGUUUACUUUCUCGCGUGUUUACGCUUGUCCACGCGAGUGUCUGAAGAUGUCAGCCAAGAAGAAGAGCUGCUUUCAGAUCACCAGCGUGACCCAGGCCCAGGUGGCCACGGUGGGCUGCGCGGACGACGCCGAGAGUCUGGACGAUCCGGACGAAUCGCGGAACGAGGACGCGACGUCGGAGAUCUACGAACCGGAAGCGUGCGACCGGAGGAGCUCGGCGCCGCACGGUGCGCUCAACAGUAUCGGAGAGGGCGAGGUGGCCCAUCACAGAGCGCCGCAACCGGGACAGUCUCCCCUGCCUGGUCAGCAAACCACCUCCUCCACCAACACCACAACCACCAGCUGCAGCUCUCGCUUCCGAGUCAUUAAGCUCGACCAUGGCACAGGAGAGCCUUUCCGCAGGGGUAGGUGGACAUGCAUGGACUUUUAUGAACGGGAACCCGAGGUGACCUCCAGCAGGACGUCAGAAGGGCCCAGGCACGCCACCGAGCACGCCCCUGAACGGGAUAGUGGAUUAGGCGCUUCGGUGGUGGUUCAGACCGGCCAGGCCUCGGAUGUCGCCUCCAAUACCACCACCAUGCUCGAUCUCGCCGCACCGCAUGCUUCGGUGCACCCUUUCGAAUCCUGUAAUGACCCCGGUAAAACGGUGCAGCCCGCAGUUCCCCCUCAGGCUCUUCUCGCACCGGGCUUAAACCAAGGCUCUCACGUCCAGAUAUCGCCCGUUACUCCACAAGCUUAUCAGAACCAACCGCAGCAAAAUCCUCAGUUAUCCUUAGGUCUCCACAUGCCCAACCAAACCGGCAUGAUGCCCGAGUACGGACAGCAGCACUUGCCCCACACCGUCCCCAUGCAAGGGGAUAUCGGAAUCUCCAUCCCAGCCAGUCAGUCGGGAGCUCCGGUUCCGACCCUGAUGGACUGGGCGGGUGUGAUGAGCGUGGCCGGGAUAGCGUCGCUCGCCUCCGGACCUUCAGUUCAGAUCGGACAGUAUUCGGGUGUAGCCGUCCCGGCUGGCCAGCAUUCGCCCGUUCCGAGUGCAGUAGGCAUCCCGGUGCACGAACAGGUUCGGAGGAAAUCGGACGCCUUCGCCGCACCUGGUAAAGAGGCUGGGAAACCCCUGACUACAGACGAGUUUCCCCUUAUACCCACCCCUGGGGUCAACAGCCUGUUUGGGAUCCCCAUUGACGGGGACGAGGACAGUGCCUCGGGAGCCAGCGUCGUGGCCAUCGAUAAUAAAAUCGAGAAAGCGAUGGAUCUGGUGAAGAGCCACCUGAUGUACGCGGUGCGCGAGGAGGUGGAGGUGCUGAAGGAGCAGAUCAAGGAGCUGUGCGAGAGGAACUCGGUGCUGGAGCGCGAGAACGCCGUUCUCAAGUCUCUGGCCAACAACGAGCAGCUCUCGCAGCUCUCUACUCACACGGGCACCGCGGCGACGCCCGUGGCCACGCCCCCGCCCGCCUCGAACCCGCCGCAGCCCAGCGUGUCCUCCGCUUAACCGUCACGUCACCAGCAACGUCCUCGCUCGGCUCAGCACCAGCUUCAAACAGCAGCGCUUCAGUAUACGUGUGUGUGUGUGCGCGCGUGUGUACAUAUCAAUGUGUACGAGUGUGUGUGUGUGUGUGUGUGUGGGGACCAGGA